Molecule: messenger RNA, 2043 nt
Organism: Symbiodinium necroappetens
Lineage: Eukaryota; Dinophyceae; Suessiales; Symbiodiniaceae
Source: the annotation of a GenBank genome assembly
AUGCUACGCCGGUUCAAGUUUUCCGGCUACACAAGCUGCAACACUUCGCAGCCGUCGCAACCAGCUUGCAAUCUUGCACAACAUCACAGAGCCCUUAACGAUUCCAAUCACGUGCCGCAGUGCGACCUGGAGGAUGCCAUGAGCAGAGGCCAUGUCGACUUCUCGACUCUGCUGUUUACUUACACUUUGCAGGUCCUGACUUCUCGCGCUGUUGCUCAGACGGUCAACAGUGGUAUUGGGCCACUCGUCCAACAGGCUGAUGCAAGACCUGGCACGCUCCACUGGGCCCUGGCCGUGAUCCUCAUUGUUGUGCUGCUCGUGGGGCUCUUCCGCUCUUACCGAAUCUUGAAACAGACUCAGCACCUCACCGUGGUGAGACAUGCCCCGGAGGGAAUGAGAAUCGUUGAGUGUGGUUCCUGCCAUACGGCACAGUAUGUCAGUGCCCACGGGCGUAUCUUUAUCUGCUGCAACUGCCACUGUGCCAAUCGGAUUCCGAUGGAGGCUACACGAGCAGAGGAGCUUACGGUGGCAGACGGGCCACUGAAGAAGUUCGAGUUCCAGAAAGGUGGUGAGAACUUCUGGCAGGAGGUGAGCCAGGAGGAAAUGGAGGAAGGUGCCGAGGCACCUGAGCCAGUAUUGCAGACGGGUGCAGACAAGCCGGCUCCUUCGCUGAUCGGAAAGGUGGACGUGGAGAAUGCCAGUGCCGGAGAACGAUUUCCGCAGUGUGUCGUUUGUUUGGAUGAGCCCGGCUGCAUGGUCUUGCUACCGUGCGCUCACGGAGGCGUUUGCGAGGCAUGUGUGACCCGCAUUGUCCAAAAUCGUGCAUUUGGGGGAUCCCAUUGUCCUCACUGCAGAUCGACCAUCAGCACCAUUGUCAAACUUGAGGAGGUUGAAGGGGAGCUGGCCAAGGGAGUCGAAUUGCGAAUACCGAUGGCCAGUCAUCCAACACUCAUUGAAGCCAGCAUGUCCAGACUGGCCAGCCAUGUCAAUAUUGUCGGGUCUACUCUGCGAUCUCGUCCAAAGGCUUUUUGGGACGUGCGGAGUUUCGCCUCAAGCCCGACACAGUCUUCCUCCUCCAGAGAGAGUCCAGCUGCCACAGGCCGUCACUCUCAACUGUUGAAAACGCCUGUGUCCGAGCUUGAAGUCCCUUCCGCACCUCUUCCCCUCGCGAAGGCAAGCGACAUUGUCUUCAGGGGUGCACUUCACGAGGAUGCUGAGGGCGGCGGUGCUCGACAUGCACCUGCUGUUUCCAAAAUGUGGAGCAACAUUCCAGCACAUGUUCGCGAGUCUUUUCGAGCUCCUUCCAACUUAGAAGACGCACCGAAGCCGUCUGCACCGCUUCUACUGGACAACGUGCUAUCGAAAGUCAAGACUCUCUUCGCAAGCACCGGCCUGGGACCAGCUAAAUGGUCGCAGGUUGCCAGACCAUACUACCAGGGAAAGAUUGCUCUGGCACCAUACCAGAAGGGUCAAAAAGCCGCCUACAACUAUCCGCCAGUUCUUGUUCCACGCGAGCUGGCCCAUCGCUUCCCUUUGGACAUGUAUGUCGACCCUGUUUUUCAAACAUCGGAUGCCUCACAACGCAUCCGCAUGAGGGGGUUCACCCUUUUCCCACGACUGCAGAGUAAGACAACUCUGCUUCUGGUCUUCUCUGGACAGCCGCUGAGUGGUUUGUGGACAGGUCUUCGCCUGUGGCUCGAUGCCGUGGCAGCUGGCUUUCAGCUUUUACCCAACACUCAGGUUCUAAAGCUGCACUGCGAGGAAGGAUGGUUCAACCGCAGAACCCAUCAGCUGACAAAGUUCCAGCUCAGACGGCAGGUUAAGGAGGAAGAAAUAUGGACGACUUUCGUCUAUCGUGGCAAGUGGAAAUGGGAAUACGAACGCGCUCUGCAUCUCUACAACAAAGAGUUGCCGGUCGUGCUAUUGCUGGAUUCCUUGGGGUAUGUGAGAUGGCAUGCAGUUGGAUUGCCAACGUCGGAAGCAACGGAGCUCUUCACUGCGCUAUCCCGUAUGCUGGCGCAUGAAAAGAAAUCUUUCACGUGA